This is a messenger RNA of Drosophila ficusphila, 3371 nucleotides long. RefSeq lists its product as uncharacterized. The transcript is spliced from 2 exons. Bases 598 to 2649 code for a protein of 683 amino acids. Lineage: Eukaryota; Metazoa; Arthropoda; Insecta; Diptera; Drosophilidae. Gene Ontology annotation, biological process: regulation of transcription by RNA polymerase II. Gene Ontology annotation, cellular component: PcG protein complex; transcription regulator complex. The record is from RefSeq and is a predicted model, not a curated record. Gene Ontology annotation, molecular function: DNA-binding transcription factor activity, RNA polymerase II-specific; RNA polymerase II cis-regulatory region sequence-specific DNA binding.
GAACAACAAACCUAUCGCCCAUCGAUAGACAGAACGCCGCCGCAUAAACUGCCAAUAAGUGGUUAAAUAAAAAUUGUUUAAAAAAGUGCAAUUACUUGAUGGUAUUCUGAUUUCAUUUGUGAUAAUUUAAAGAGUGAUACAAGAAGGUGAAGCAAUUCAAACCUCCACAAAAGAUAUACAUAUACACAAAGCGCGCGCAGGGUUGCAUGUCUCGGAUAGUCGUCGCCUCAGUCGCACACACACACACGAAACGCGAGAGAAAGUACCGAGCCGUUUCUGGAAAAUACAAUUCCGCCAUAUUUACCGGCAAAAUUCAAAAUAUUGACACUGCCCGAGGUGAGCGGUAACCAUUGGGCCACCGAAGUCGAGGAUUUACCCAUCGCUGGGCCAAAGGAGCGUGGCGGGCGGAGCGAGCGGUACGCAUCAUUCGCCGUCUGCCGCCGCCGCCGUCGCACAGUAAAAACCGAUAGGCCAUCGGGGCAAGGGGAACGCCAAUACCGACAAAAACAACGCGCUUGCAUAGGCACACAAACUCACAAGAAGAAGUAAAGCGCCCAUCACAAACACAUAUACAGACACACAGACGGAGCAGCCGCGAUGACAAGUCAUCAUCAUCAUCAUCACGUCGGCGUCGGUGGGAACUUCCAGCCCCAACUGCAUCAACUCCGGGCGCCAAUUGUCAAGAAUCUAUCGCUGGCAGCAGCGGCAGUACCGCUGCCCCUCCCCUCCGCGUCCUCGUCGGCGUACUUUACGCACGUUUUACCGCCAACGGCGUCCACAAUGGUCGAACAUGAUCCGUACACCGUUUUGGCUGGCGAUCCGAUGGGUGGAGAGGAAAACGAGAGCUUCCUGAUCGAGGAAAUCAUCGAUGACUAUGAUGACGAGGCUAACAUUGUAGUGGACACGGGCGAGUUUUUUGAGCACUACGAAUACUAUCCAGUGGAUCGUUUGGAUAGGCUCACCUCGGUUACGGUGGCCACGGCGGACGCACUGCCGCCGCCAAUCAUCAUGCAACAAACCAGCGACGACGAGGAAUUCAUCGAGGAGGAUGGCCUGCAGAUGACCUCCUCAUGCGAUGGAGAAGGAGAAGAAGAAGCAGAGCACGAGCAGGACGACGAGGCUUCGGCGCCGGCCAUGACAAAUGCCUUUGAAAUCGCAUCCGAGAUGCUGACCACUAUCGAGGCCACCAAUAUCAAGGAGGAACAGCUGGAGAGCGACUUCUACAUGAAGGCUACAGAUGAUUCAAACAGUUCCAAUGGCCAGCUGCAGGAUUUUAAGCUAUUCGGCAGCAGUCGCGUGGAGAGGCCCAUAGCUAAUUCCGCCUCAAAGCGUUGGAAGCAAACAAAGGUACCCAUUCGCAUUACUCAGGAUGAGUUCAACGUCACCCUGUGGUCCUCGCUCAACUCAGAGGAUGAGGACGAGGAGGAGGAGUUAGAGGAACCACCGGGCUGUGUUGCCGCUACAUCCGUGACUUCCGCCUCCGCCGUUAACCGGAGUGAAGGCUCCUCUAGCAUGCCAAAGCUUAUUAUUGACGAGCACAUGAUCAACCACGAUGUGCUAAGCGAUGGCAUUGGCAACGAGUAUGUCAUUCUGCCCGAUCCAUUUAGCGCCUCUGCAGUUACAGACGUCGAGGAGGUGGUGAACGCUUUUAUGGGCGAUGUCAAGGGCGAGGAGGACAGCCAGCCGCUAAGCGAGCAGUUCAUCUAUGCGGACCACCAGCUGGAGGAGGCCUACGGGAAUAUCGAGCUAAUCGAGAACAUGCCCAAUAAUGUGGAGUUAAUACCGGCUCCGGGACCAGGACCAGCGGGACCUGUUCCAGUGGCGCUGACAAAGGCCAAUGGCUGCGUGGCGACUGCGCAGGCGGUUUUGCCAAAACUAGUGCUACAGAAUAGUAGCACCAAUGUGCGACUGAAAAGUGCCGGUAACCAGGCGACAAAGGCGACGAAGAGGCAACUUACGGCGGCGGCUCAAGUGGCGACACCAACGCCACCACCACCGCUAGUGGCAACUAGCAAUCCGGCCCGAGCACGAACCACAAUUAUGACCAAAUCGCCGGCAACGGCUGGCAAUCCGACGGGAGCAGCUGCCGCCGCCGCAGAGGAAGAUGAGGAGCCGAAGUUCCGGUGCACUCAUCGCGGUUGCAACAAGGAGUUCCGCAAUCAUUCGGCCAUGCGUAAGCACAUGCACACGCACGGGCCGCGCGGUCAUGUCUGCAACGUCUGCGGCAAAAGCUUUGUGGAAAGCUCCAAACUGAAGCGCCACCAGUUGGUGCACACCGGCGAGAAACCCUUCGAGUGCACCUUCGAGGGCUGCGGCAAGCGCUUCUCGCUGGACUUCAAUCUGCGCACUCACGUCCGGAUACACACUGGCGAUCGACCUUACCACUGUCCCAUCGACGGCUGCUCCAAGUGCUUCGCCCAGUCAACGAACCUCAAGUCGCACAUGCUCACGCACACAAAGCCCAAGAGGAAAUGGCCCCGGGCGCCGCAGGUGAACAAUAACAACAACAACAACAAUAAUAACAACAAGACACCACUGGUGGCCAGAUACGGACGGCUAGAAUUUGGCGAGGAUCCCCGCCUGGUGUACGUCGAGCAGAACGAGGAGAUGGCGUCGGUGCUGCUGGAUGGCACGUCCCCCACAUCCUAACUAGUAGUGCGAUUGAAUGUGGGACUGGUAGUAGCCUGAGAUGAGCGGAGAGCUUCAUCCAAAAAGGCCAGGUUGUACAGUUAGUUGUAGCCAGUUUUUAUCUGUAUCUGUAACCUAACGAGCGGAACGGCAGGACGAGAUUUUCACCUGGUGAAUACGUCCCCCUGCCUGACCGCCCUCUAAGUAAAUAGUCUAAGAUCUUUCUCUAACAAAAUAGGCUUGCAGUGCAAAAGGAAGUUAGAUGGUAGCCAUUUAUUUAUUUCCUGCAUGGAAUGAAAAACCGGAUAAACAGCAGUUCUAAGAGUUUAGCUUAUAGCGUAGGCUAAGUGAGACCUCCUCCUCCAAAAAAAAAAAAAAAAAAUAACUGAACCGCGAAACCCGAAGAACUCAGCCAAACUGCCCCUUAUCAAACCCCAAAAUUGAUCUGAUCCUAACCGUGUGCGAUCUUCGCUCGAAUAACAAAACACGCUCGUUUUUUUUCUACGAUAAAAAAAGAAACAGAAAAAUACGCAAAACUAGUUCUACCAUUAAUCAGUACGCAUACACCAUAGGCUAUCUAUAUAUUUUUGUAAUGAAUUGUAACACUUAGAGCAUUGAAGAACGGAUUUAGCAAGUUCAACGUCUGUUGGCGUUCACAAAUGGAAGCACAUCAGUUAACUUGGAAUGAACAAGGGAAUACCUCUUCAAAAUUAUACAAAAUAAACCAGGAAAACAAUGCAAAA